Molecule: messenger RNA, 1764 nt
Organism: Spizellomyces punctatus DAOM BR117
Lineage: Eukaryota; Fungi; Chytridiomycota; Chytridiomycetes; Spizellomycetales; Spizellomycetaceae
Exons: 8
Coding region: 1-1764 (587 amino acids)
Biological process (GO): translational initiation
Cellular component (GO): cytosolic small ribosomal subunit
Molecular function (GO): protein binding; mRNA binding; ribosome binding
Source: RefSeq, a predicted model, not a curated record
AUGACCAGUUCACCGCCAAUUCCGCAGUUUGCAUACCGAGGCAACAAUGGUAUUGUUAUUGCAAAUGGUCCUCCGGAGAACAAGACAGUCGAAGGAUUCACAAGCACGGAAGAUAUUCGAGUGUUUGAGUACAGCCCCGAAGGAAGGUACCUUGCGUGGGUACUACAGGACCGAGUACAGAUCUAUGACGCGUCCACUCACGAAAAAGUUCAAGAGAUUCCACAAAAAAAUGUCAUCGAAGUGGAGUUCUCUCCUCGUGGUACCUUUCUUUCGACAUGGGAACGCUUCGUAAAAGGAGCCGAUUCCGACUCCAACCCGCACAAGAACCUUAUCAUUUGGGACGUUGCAACAGGAGAGCAGCAGAUUGCAUUCACGCAAAAAAAUCAAACUGGUUGGAACGUGGACUGGACUGAGGAAGAAACGUACUGCGCACGACUUGUUACGAAUGAAGUACAGUUCUUCAAUCCAAAAGACUUUGCAAAGGGUGUGAGCACUCGAUUGCGGGUCGAGGGCGUGGCGGACUUUUCGUUAUCUCCGGGCAAGCGUGUUACGGUCGCUGCGUUCGUUCCAGAAAAGAAGGGGCAGCCAGCGGCUGUUCGAUUAUACGACGUGACGAACUUGAACACGCCAUUAACGCAAAAGUCGUUCUAUCGUGCGGAUAGCGUUCAAUUCCACUGGAACUCGCUCGGCACAAACGUCUUGAUAUUUACUCAUACUGACGUAGAUAAAACCGGCCAGUCGUACUACGGAGAGACCAAUCUCUACUAUUUAUCUAUUACUGGCAAUUUUGAUUGUCGAGUAGAACUAGAUAAACCUGGACCCAUCCAUGACGUCGCUUGGAGCCCGAACUCAAAAGAGUUUGUCGUGGUUUACGGUUCGAUGCCCGCGAAGGCCACCCUGUUUGAUCAUCGUGCAAGCCCGAUCUAUGAGUUUGGAGCAGCUGCCCGCAAUACUGUGCGCUUCAAUGCUCAUGGACGACUUUUGUUCAUCGGGGGAUUUGGGAAUCUUGCUGGUGAUGUGGACGUUUGGGACCGCAAAUCCUUCAAAAAGCUGGCCACCAUCCACGCUCCGAACUCAUCAAGCUGCGACUGGUGUCCCAAUGGCAAACAUAUAAUGACUUCCACGUUAUACAAGCGCCUGAAGGUUGAUAAUGGCAUCAAGAUCUGGCAUUACACUGGGGCUCUCGUGCAUGCAAUCGAGGUGAAAGAGAUGUAUCAGGCCAAAUGGCGCUCCAGUCGCCCAGAAAACUGGCCAGAUAUUCGGUCUCUGUCUCCUCCGCCUCAAUCGAAUCUUGCCGCUCCCACGCCUGCGAAACCUGUUGGAGUGUACAGACCACCUGGAGCUCGAGGUUCUGCGACGCCAUCUAUCUUCAAGCAAAGAGAUGUCAUUGCAGAUGGUGCUGUGCGCAAUCAUACACCAGUCCCAGGGCAGACUGCGGAGGAUAAAACAUUGUCACGCGCCGCUCUUAAAAACAAAAAGAAGCGGGAGGCCAAGAAGAAGGAAGGAGAUGGCAGUUCAUCAGCUCCGGAUAGCCCAGCCGAAGCUCCGGCAUAUGUACCAGUGCCAGGUCAAGCUGCCGAUCUGGAAAAGAAACAUAAAACUUUGAACAAGAAGCUCAAGCAAAUCGCUGACAUUAAAGCGAAAAUUCAAGCAGGAGAGAAAGUGGAGCUCACUCAGAUCAAGAAGGCUGGAGGGGAGGCUGCAUUGAAGGAGGAAAUCGAGGUCAUAAGGAAACAGCUGGCAAAGCUAGGCGUCAAGCCAUAG